Molecule: messenger RNA, 4858 nt
Organism: Coregonus sp. 'balchen'
Lineage: Eukaryota; Metazoa; Chordata; Actinopteri; Salmoniformes; Salmonidae
Source: the annotation of a GenBank genome assembly
UUCAAAGUCUUAGGGAGACUCCCAAUGCGUCAACCAUGGCCUACCAGUACGGAAAAGUGCAGGACCCAAAUGUGCUUACUCAGACGAUAAUCUCCAACAUCCAGAAGAUAACACAACAAAGUAAUUGAUACAUAUGGGCAAACUGUGCACACAACAUGUAAAUCAGUACACAAGUUUGGUCAUAUCCUCUGAAUUUAGUAGGCCUGUAGGCUACUAUACCUCUCAUAUGAGGCCUGGUGAUUGACUCAAAAGUAUUAAUAUACCUGUACAUCAUAUUUUUGUUUUGAUAGAACUUUCGAAUUGAAUAAUUUUCCUAUUGAAUGAACACACAUACUGUCAUUGUUUUGUGUCACAAUAUUUGUGCCCUGUUUCUACCAGCAUCUGAAAUACAGAAAAUUGUGAAUCAGUUGGGAACACCACAAGACACAACUGAGCUCAGACAGCAACUGUGAGUUCCGUUCUAAUCAGAAGAGGGCUCUUGUAGUGUGUAGCUUUUACAUUUUAUUACAUGCUGGUAUGUGUAUUUCUAUGGAAUGUUAUCUAAAUGAGGCUUUUGACUUUUCAAAUGUAGGCAGCAGAAACAGCAAAAUGUCAACCACCUUGCCAAAGAAACAGACCGAUGUAUGAAGGAAUUUGGCGCAUUGCCUGUCACAACUGAACAGGUAAUCAACUUUUUUGUAUGGUAGCUUCAACUUAAUUUACAACGAGCAACAAAAUGUAUAAUAAUUGUGUGCACUGCAUGGAACUUGUAGUGUAAUGCCCAAUAGCAGACAUAAUGUUAUUCAUACAGUAAUGUGAAAACAGCCAGGUGAACAGCACCUCAGUGCUCAUUGGUCACAUGUUAGGUGGGCGGGCCUGUGCUGUCCAAGCUGGUCCCUGGAUGACCUGUUCCUGUUAAUCAACACAAAAAAAUUGCAAUAGUGCCCUCCGUUCACCUGUUAUGAAUGCAUGUCAUUAAACAGCACAUGUCGCCAUCUACAGGCAAGCAUUUAAACCCUGCAAUAUAAAAUAAAUGUACAUGCUGUUUUUGCAUCUUUUAUCUUAGCCACCUGUCUUCAAAUUUACCCUGCAUAAUCAAUGUUUUACUUCUAUGACACAUUUUAGAUUAUAAAUUGGAUAAGAAUUUAUUCUCAAUGUAAUUCUUAAAAUAAUUAACACUUUUUCAUUACAUUGUGUAAUGAUCUAUAACAGGAAAGUUUAAGGUACCCUGUUUUAUUUAUAUAUUCAGCUGGUGUGCUAUUCUUAAGCACAUUAGGCCUUUAUUUCCUGUUUUUGUAGUUGUGGCUUCUUGUUCAAGGAAGGCCCAAGGCACACAUCAUGAGCAGUUUUCCUGACAGCACAUAUCCCACAAUGUUGUAGGAAUUUGUGCUUGUGUGUGGUAAAGAAAGAAAUUAUUGCAUUCUUGUAAAGUUCAUAUGGCUGGAACGCAGGAAUAAUUCAAUUCUUACAAACAUCCACAAUGUUUUUCAAUACUGUCUUGGAUGAUUAAUUUCGACAAUGGAAAGAAAAGUCUAUGUUUAAUUGCAAACACAUUCUAGUUGUAUUUCUUGCUAAAAAAAUGAAUAUAAAUGUGUUUAAUAAGAUGUUAGUAUUUCACUUCUGUUUAUGUAAAGUAGGGCAUAAGGGUCUGAGACGGAAGUCCUAAGAAUAAUUCUCAAUCGGUUUAAAUUAGAGUGCUAUGACACAGUAUCAUGUAUACUGUACAGUAUGUGAUGUUUACUCAUUUGUUUACCUCUCUUCUAGCGCCAGAGAAAGAUCCAGAAAGAUCGUCUUAUCAACGACUUCUCCAAUGCACUGGCCAAUUUCCAAAAGACACAGAGACAGGCUGCUCAGAAAGAGAAGGAGUUUGUUGCUAGAGUCCGUGCCGAGUCCAGAGUGUCGGUUAGUAGUCAAUGCUUUACACAAACAAAUCAAAUUGCACCUGAAAUGAGAGCGCAUCAGGCUGACUGUUCUGUCCCCCCUUCAGGGUGGCUUUCCUGACGACAGCUUUGGAGGAAAUGGAAACCCCUUUGAAAGGUCAGAGUUCAGCAUUUCAGUCAUCUAGGUCUUUUGAGUCACGUAGUGCACAGACAUGCUGCACUAAACAUACUGUGCAAGCUGUCUAAAUACAACCCAAUGUUUGUCCCCACAUAAAACUGCAUGCCGACAACAGAGGAAAGAACCGCUGUAGACACACAUAAUCCUGAUUCAAUUAUUGUUGCCUACAGUUGUGGAGGAUGUAAACAUCCUCUUUUCUCAAAACCACAACAGUCGAGAUAAUAUUUAUUUGGUCUAUUAGGGUUUAGCUCUAUUUUUAAUGUCCUAUUUUGUGACUAUAUAGGGUCAACCUCUUGUUCUACUAUGAAUUGCUCCUCUGUACCCCCUAAAGUCGAUUGAAGCGCCACAGCUUCAAACGGUGACGUCAGUUUUAAUCUUGAAUAGCUCCCUGUAUGCUUAUGCUAGAGACUUACCGUUUCUUGUAGAGCCUGCAGCUCAAUCCCCUCUUUCUGCCAUUAUAACGUUUUCGCCUAUUCCAUGACAUGGGGCUUGUGAAAGCGGCCUUUUUCUACACAUGAGCGGAUCCAGACAAGAAAAUCAUAAUGAAAUCGGCUGUAAAACCCGAACCAUGUGAGCUACAAACUAAUGCCGCAUUCAAAACAACUGGGAACUCGGAAAUCUCUGACUUCCGACUUCAGUGCAUUCAAGACAACUGGGAACUCAGAAAAAAAACUAGCUCCAACUGGGAAAAAUAUUUUUGAAUGUUCAUCCAACUCGGGAACUCUGACCUCUUUCUACACCACUAUCGAAAAGGUAGACUCUCACGAUCACGACAGUGUUGGUUGUUUUGCUCUACGACAUCCACACGCUUUACGGCAGUUGUCUGAACCUUUUGUCGCGGACAUCCUGACUUCGAAGAGGUCUUCUCACAAAACCGACUGUCCAGACGGAACCGUUGGAGCUACAAACUAAUAUGUCACCAAUAAACGAAAGGGGAGACUCUCAUGAACACAAAGGUUCUGUUGAUCUGCUCUAAGGGGGGAGUCUGAAGGUAACCCAUGACCGGGCUGUACAAAUUGCAAAAAGUGAAUAUGGGGUAAAAUAAGUUUUGUUAUCUCUCUCUGACACUUCAAAACCUUGUUCCUUUAUGGUUUAUUUUUUAUCUGUCUGUUUAGCCAUUUAUGAAUGUGUUAUUCAAUGCGUUGAGGCCAAAUUAAAUGUUUCAUCAAAUAAUUAUAUAUAUAUAUAUAUAUAUAUACCUACAGGGGUCCUAAAAUUCCAAAUCAAAUGGCUAAAUUAUACAUUUUAUGACCAUCUUAAAACAAUUCCAUAUGUUAGCUUAGUAGAUAUUGUGAUCUAAGGGCUUAGACCUACAGGGGUUUUAACCAUCAAAUGAAUGUUCAAUAAGAAAAACCCACAGUUUACUAUUCUCUGACUACUACUAGUCUGCUUGUUUAUCUAACCAUCUACUUUAGUGUUAUCAUGUCAGUCUAUACAGGCCCAUCUCUCUGGCCCAGCCUGACAGUGGGAGGUGAGUGUUUGCUUUGGGUGGUUGACCACGUGUUUCCCAUGUCUGACUCUGCAGUGGGGGGCAGGUCCAGGUCCAGUCACAAUCCCAGGAGGUGGCCAUCACCGAGGAGGACCUGCAGCUCAUCCAGGAGAGAGAGACUUCCAUCAGACAGCUAGAGGUGACAGCACUCACCUAUUGUUACUCAUAAACAAUGUGCAAGAUUCAGGGUUGAAUUAAAGAUUUUGUAGGGGGUCUAUCGUUCCUCCAAAUUACAUUGGUUGCCUUUCAAUUAAUGUAUACAGGAAGCCAUACAGUAAGCACACCUUAUGCUAUCCUGCAAAUCACACUUACAUAAUGGAUUUAUAUACCAGUCUAUUUAAUUUGUUAUGUUGUCUGUGUAUUCAAUGCUUGGUUUUACUUUUUUUCAGUCUGAUAUUACAGAUAUAAAUGAAAUAUUUAAGGACUUGGGAAUGAUGGUCCAUGAGCAGGGUGAUAUGAUCGGUAAGCAUCCAUGCAGUCAUUUACACCUCUAGACUUCUGAAUACAUCAGAAACUCUUCCACUUUCAAAACAUUGACAACAUACUGCAUGUUUAGGAGUCUUAUUGGAGAAGAGUCUAACGAGUGUUCUGGGAACAGAGGAUGACAAACAGCUACGCUACGCUACACACACACACACACACACACACACACUGAAAUAUGUCCCACAACACUCAGAGGAUCAAUUCAAGGUGUUAAAACUGACAUCCUCUGAGAGUUGAAUCAUCGUCAUGGUGUACAACAAGUCAAAAGUAACAGUGUUCUGAAGUAAACAUCCAACUUGUCUGCAAAGUUAAGAAAACAUUAAACCUAAACUGUGAACUUCUGUGAGAGGAUGACCCUUUCACUGUAUUUUCUUAUACCCCUAGACAGUAUAGAGGCCAAUGUCGAAACUGCCGACCUUCAUGUUCAGAAUGCCACCCAGCAGUUAACACAGGCUGCAGACUAUCAGGUAGGUAACAUGAAAAUCAUUCUUGAAUAAAUACAUAAUUAUUCAAUGAAAUUAGUUAAAUAAAUUAUUACAAUGCUGAAUCAAAUCAAUUUGCAUAUUACAUGAAGUGUUUCUUCUGACCCUUUCAGCGCAAAUCUAGAAAGAAGAUCUGCAUUCUCAUUGUUGUUCUGGUUGUACUUGCUUUUGUCAUUGGUUUAAUCAUCUGGGCAUCAGUCAAAGGAUGAUGAUGCUUUUCACACACUCUUUGGUCCUGGCAUUUUAAUGAUUCGUUAGGACUAAGUUUGAGUAAGUCUAAGUCUCAAGGCCAUUGCUUGUAAAAUGAAGACAAAGACGACAGAUGUUUCGUACAUACUGUCACUUUACUAUACUGAACAAAAAUAUA